GAGGAAGGGACCGGCCGGGACGGGACAGGCGGGUGCGGGGCCAUGAACGGCUCGGCGAACCCGCUGCUGGACAAGGAGGACCACCCGCUGCAGCUGGGCGAGAGCUUCGAGCGGCGGCCCAAGGCCUCCUUCCACACCAUCCGCUAUGACUUUAAGCCGGCAUCGAUUGAUACGUCUUGUGAAGGGGAGAUCCAAGUGGGUAAAGGAGAUGAUGUAACAAUCACUUUGCCGCAUAUUCCGGGUUCAACUCCUCCAAUGACUGUUUUUAGAGGAAAUAAAAGGCCGUAUCAGAAGGACUGUGUGCUUAUUAUUAAUCAUGACACUGGGGAGUAUGUUCUGGAAAAACUCAGUAGCAACAUUCAAGUCAAGAAAACAAGAGCAGAGGGCAGCAGUAAGAUCCAAGCCCGAAUAGAACAACAGUCUGCCCGAGCAUCUCAACCUCCUCCACAGUUCAGAGCCCCAACCAAGCCAGCAACUGGACCUAAAACUUCUCCUUUGAAAGAUAAUCCUUCACCUGAGCCUCAACUGGAUGACAUUAAGAGAGAGCUGAGAGCGGAGGUUGAAAUUAUUGAGCAGAUGAGUAGCAGCAGUGGAAGCAGCUCAUCGAACUCAGAAAGCUCAUCUGGAAGUGAAGAUGAAAGCUCCAGCAGUGAGGGGGAAGAGCUAGCACAUGUUUCCCCUUCCCAGCCACCUCACCAGCAGUAUAACAAUAGGAAUGCUGUUGCUAACGGCACCAGCAGGCCACAAGGAAGCAAUCAGCUCAUGAACACGCUGCGAAAUGACUUGCAGUUGAGUGAAUCUGGGAGUGACAGUGAUGACUAGAGGCUGAGAUUUUUCUUGCUUCUCUUACAUAUACAUGAAGAACUAAUUUCCCUUGAAGUGAUCAUAUCGCUUACAAAGAGGAUCUGGCACAGGAAUACUUCCAUGUGUGGAAUUUUAAUAGAAGGAAUGUGCAACUCUGUAAAAUAUCAGAUGUUGAGGGCUGUUUUACUUUGCAAAUUGAGUGUAUAUUUUGUGUAUAUUCUUAUUCUUUAAAAGCUUUACAUAGGUAUGUACAGUGGGUAAGGCAGUAUAUGCCCCUAUGUUUUUAUCUGUUCGUUAUUUGUAAGCCUAACAUGUAACUUCAUCAUGUCAUCUGAAAAUUUCUUGUUUGUAGGAGAUAUUCAGUCCAUAGUGGAAGAUAUUCAGCCCAUUGCGUCUUUGUUGGGGGGCUUUUGUAAUAUAAGGGUGAGCAUGAGCCAACGGUGAGUUUAAAAAAACCAACCAUGCAGAACCUAGAGUGUGCACUGAAGUGGGACUGUUAAAAAUUAAGCUUCAACACUAAGUUGAUUCAUUUGAUUUGGGACUUUUCUAAUGUGUUUUUAUUGCUAUUUAUGAUUGAUUUAAUGGACAUACUUUUCAAUAGUUGGAAAGGAGAAAUCAUAAAACCAUGUUUGUCACAAACCUUGCUGCACCAGUGCCUUAUAAGCAGGUCUUUAAAUGGAGCUUCCUGCCACCUCUCAUACAGGGGGCAAUACUGAAACCUCUUCAGAUUGCUUUUACAAAGAGCUAUAUUUCACAUACAAGUCAGCUGUGCUCUGCGGGCAGUUACUCUAGCAAGAUAUAGGAUAUACGUCAGUCACCUGAGCACAUCCAAGUAAGAACCGGGUCAGCAUUUUCUCAUGCAACUGAAGCAUCUAAUUUAAUUCAGACAUUCAGUCCUAGAAAUUUAUAGGAGCACGGUUGCCAAUGAAAUUGCAGUGUCACAAAUAGGAGACGGUGCACUUGCUGAAACGGUAAGACCCAGAGCCUUGUCUGCAGUUUCCUAAAGGAUGCAGAAAGAGGAGAUGACAAAGCAACUGUGAAACAGCACAAGUCUCUGUCCCACCACAGCUGUCCAGGUAGACUUUAGUCCAUACUAUUUGUUGGGUGGGAUCUCCGUGCUUGGCAGAAUUACACAGAACAAGAAAUGUUUGCUUACCAUGAAAUUCACCCCUGUUUAAGGGGGUUUAAAGGGUGCUCAGCUGGAUUAUCAUUAACUUUUUGCUCCGAUGGAAAUGAGUUCCAGGGCAGCCUCUUAACCUUGAGCACAAGGCGAACUUUUUAAACCCCAGGUUCAAAUGAUACAGGCUGGGCGACACUGCAGUUGCGGUGUAAUCCAGUUGGAACUUAAACUGGAUUGGAUGCCUCUCCAUUCUUAAAUGUCUGCUUUGCACUGCUUUCGUCUGAUAGUUUGUGUUGUAACUCCUGUUUGUUUACCGAGCUCUUUCCUUUUUUUUUAAGGCAUCGAAGAGCAGGGUGUCAUUGGAAGGGAGAUUUUAUUAAAUGGUUUAUUUUUUUGCAUUCGAUACAUAUUUAGGCAUAUUUUUGCAUUAUUGUAUAUAAUGUUUAAAAAUAAUUGUGUUUUUUUUUUUUAAAGUGUUUUAUGAUGUGGGUACAUAUUUUAACAUGCAAUUAUGAAAUAUACUUGAUGUGAAGCCACAGCUGAUGUGAUUCGUUUGGUGGUUUGUUUUUUUUUCCUCCUAUUCUUCUUCUGUGAGUAAAUGUGCUCUGCUCUAGCAAGCUUCUGCCAGUCUGAGCUUUGACGUUUGUGAGGGAGACCUGCAUGCUAGUUGGCAGCGUAAUCAGUGCUAAUUCUGCUCCUGACUUCCCAGCUUAAGACUUGGAUGAGCAGGGAGGCGUUUCUGUUACCAUUUCCCCAUUACUGGCACUUACUGCUGAGUUCCGUUGGUGUUAUUGCUUGUGCUUAAAUGGAAAAGCAGCAGUGUGACGUUUUUCAUUGCCUCAUUCAUUGGCUGCGCAUACACUCUAAAAUCCAGGGCACGUCAUAGGAAGUUUACUAAUUAUAUAUGAAUGAAAUUCGUGGAACUUAAGAGGAUAAGACAACAGCGGGCUGCACUGAUUUGAAUCACCACUUUAACUGUGGUUUAAAUCAGCAAGCAGGAAAGCUUCAUUCGCACAGUUUCUGCCUUGCUUUGUGUUUGCACUCAAGGUCAUGGUUUACUGUUACCCCCCAUUUCCUCCCCUCCAACCACGGCAGCAUAUUUCCACACAGAUGGCUAUCACUGCUACGUUUCAGCCACCCUUUGUGUCCCCUGGAGGUGUGUUGUGUCGGGAUGGCCCACUUGCAGCUUGUGAGCAUUUCAGCCAUGCGUCGCGUGCCCAGACUGUGGCAAACGGCUUCCCGUUGGGCUAGUGAGAAACAUGGUGGCCUGCAGCUUGGUCAUGCAUGUAAGCCAGUCCCUGCAUGUGCGGGACCAGCCUGUCCCCUCCUUCCCACUGUCACAAAUGGCUCCGGGCAUCUCCUCCCUGAGAAGCUGUCUGGAGUCUCUACCCUGCCCACAGGUACAUGGUGUGUUUGAUGGAGGUCAGCCCUGUGCAAACAUUGGUGGGCAGCUUGUAGGGCAGAAAAGCCAGCUGUCCCCUCAUUAUGUGUCCUUUAAUGAACGUCAGCGUGUUUGUUAAAGCUAUUGCCAGCCUGAUGUUUUGACUGGGGCUCCCAAAGUUUGAUGCCUUGUAUGCUGAGGAACUGUAAAUGUCACUUAAUGUGUUGUUGGUGAUUUGCAGCAAGUUCUAUUCAGAUGGAAAUGGGAAUUGAAAUAACUUGCAGAAAAGCAGUUAUUCAGAAUGCUUUUAGUUAAUUGACUGGGGGUAUCUUUAACAUGCCAGAGAUAUAAAUCAGCUAAAAUAUGUUUUGAUAAAACCUCUUAAUGGAGCAAAGUGUUCCCGAUGGUUCUAUCUUAGCACUAGCAGGUCUUAGCACCUUAGGCUAAUUUUUUACUCAUAAACACUUUUAUAUGACAAUUAGUUUCGAUGUGAAUAAACAAUGCAUAUGGAAUGCAAUUAUCAGAAUGAAUUGGAGCAAAGUAAAUACUUCUUCACGUUCAUGGGAGAGCUGCCCACUGGCUUUGGUGAGGUCAGCAUAGUUUCUAAUGGUUUCUUCUGUUCAUGGUCUUCCUCCAGUGCAGUGCUUUGACUUGCCUUAAGACUUUGCCAGCAAAUAGGGCCUACUUGUGACUUUUCCCUUAAUUGGAAUUGCUUUAGUACUGAUAGUCAAUAAUGAUUUAAAUUGUCACUUAAUGACAAUCUCAUUGAAUCAAUACAGUUACUAUUUUAUUUAUUUAAUGUAAAUAUGAAAGAUUGGCUUGUUGAGAAGAACUAAUAGGGGAAUCGUAGUAUUCCUGAGCGUUGCUCAGAGUAACCCAAAGGGGUGAUACUCCAAUUUCGAGACAUUUUGCCUAAACUGAUUUUCACAAUUUGCAUUUUUACAGACUGACCAUAUGUCUGCUUGUGGUUAUGUAUAAAAUUAGUUUGCUGGGCAAAGCAUUAUAGUCUUCUUUCCUCCUUCAAAGUCUACUUACAUGAAUAAAAACAAAGUUCGACAAUC
Gallus gallus (chicken) is the source of this 4366-nucleotide messenger RNA. RefSeq names its product ELL associated factor 1 (gene EAF1). Gene Ontology annotation, biological process: positive regulation of DNA-templated transcription; regulation of transcription elongation by RNA polymerase II. Gene Ontology annotation, molecular function: transcription elongation factor activity. Gene Ontology annotation, cellular component: super elongation complex. The transcript is spliced from 6 exons. The record is from RefSeq and is a predicted model, not a curated record. NCBI's taxonomy places the organism in Eukaryota, Metazoa, Chordata, Aves, Galliformes, Phasianidae. Bases 43 to 822 code for a protein of 259 amino acids.